Messenger RNA from Melanotaenia boesemani (Boeseman's rainbowfish), 3615 nucleotides. RefSeq names its product programmed cell death 6 interacting protein (gene pdcd6ip). The transcript has 18 exons. Bases 103 to 2748 code for a protein of 881 amino acids. NCBI's taxonomy places the organism in Eukaryota, Metazoa, Chordata, Actinopteri, Atheriniformes, Melanotaeniidae. The record is from RefSeq and is a predicted model, not a curated record. Gene Ontology annotation, biological process: mitotic cytokinesis. Gene Ontology annotation, cellular component: endosome. Gene Ontology annotation, molecular function: protein binding.
UAUUUAGAAUCCAGGAAGUGGGCCGCCCGUCGUUGUUUGUGUUGGUUGCUCACUAUUUUGUGCCUGUUUUUCUCUGAUAAAAUUUCGAUUUUACAUGCCGAAAUGGCAACAUUUAUUUCAGUUCCUUUAAAAAAGUCAUCUGAAGUGGAUCUGGUGAAGCCACUGUCGAAAUAUAUCGCAGCCUCUUACCCAGCAGGCGAGGAGCAGGCAGAGUAUCUUCGUUCCGUGGAGGAGUUGAAUAAGCUCCGCAAGAACGCGCUGGGAAGGCCGCUCGACAAACACGAGAGCUCCCUGGAGAUCUUACUCAGAUACUACGAUCAGCUGUGUUCUGUGGAGCCCAAGUUUCCCUUCUCUGAAAACCAGCUCUGUUUAACCUUCACUUGGAAGGAUGCCUUUGAUAAAGGAUCGCUGUUUGGUGGCUCAGUCAAGCUCUCUUUGGCGAGUUUGGGCUACGAGAAGACGUGUGUGUUGUUCAACUGUGCAGCUCUGGCCAGUCAGAUUGCUGCAGAGCAAAACGUGGAUAACGAUGAGUGUCUCAAGGCUGCUGCCAAAUACUAUCAGCUGGCCAGUGGAGCCUUCGGUCACAUUAAGGACACAGUACUCUCUGCACUGAACAGAGAGCCCACCAUGGACAUAUGCCCUGAGACUGUAGGCACUCUGAGCCUCAUCAUGCUGGCCCAGGCCCAGGAGGUCUUCUUUCUCAAAGCCACAUCAGACAAGAUGAAAGAUGCUGUCAUUGCAAAGCUGGCCAAUCAGGCUGCAGAUUUCUAUGGCGACGCCUUUAAGCAGUGCCAGUACAAAGACAACCUUCCCAAGUAUUUUUAUUUUCAGGAAGUGCUGCCAGUGCUGGCGGCAAAGCACUGCAUCAUGCAAGCCAAUGCUGAGCUGCACCAGAGCAUGCUUGCCAAGCAGAAGAAGCGUUUUGGAGAGGAGAUUGCUCGUCUGCAGCAUGCAGCAGAGCUGGUGAAGACUGUGGCGUCUCGUUAUGACGAGUACGUGAGUGUGAAGGACCUGACUGACAAGAUCAACCGAGCCCUAACUGCAGCCAAAAAAGACAAUGACUUUAUCUACCACGACCGUGUGCCUGAAGUUAAGGAUCUGGAGCAAAUCGGCAAGGCAGCGCUGGUCAAAGCUACCGCCAUCACACCUCCACUCAGCCAGAAAUUUGCAGAUUUGUUUGAGAAGAUGGUUCCCAUGGCUGUGCAGCAAUCCAUGAGCGUUUACAACCAGAGGAAGGCAGAGACAGUUAAUAGACUGGUGGGAACAAUGAGGGAGGCAACCAAUCUCUGCAACGGGGUGUUGGCAUCCCUAAAUCUGCCUGCUGCUUUGGAGGAUCUAUCAGGAGACUCUAUCCCACAAUCCAUUGCUGAAAAGGCCAGAUCCAUUGUGGAGCAGGGAGGGCUGCAGAGCAUCGAGCAGCUAAUCAAAGACCUGCCUGAGCUGUUGACCCGCAACCGAGAGAUCCUGGAUGAGUCUCUGAAAAUGCUGGAUGAUGAAGAGACCACAGACAACGAGCUGAGAACAAAGUUCAACCAGCGUUGGAACAGAACUCCUUCUGGAGACUUAUACAAACCCCUUCGCGCAGAGGGUGCCAACUUCCGCAACAUCCUGGACAAGGCGGUGCAAGCCGACCAGGUGGUGAGAGACCGCUACAAGUCCCACUGUGACAUGAUCGCCCUGCUGUGUAAACCAGAAAAUGAGCUCAACGCUGCCAUCCCCUCAGCCAACCCCACCAAAACACUGCAGGGCAGCGAGGUAGUGAAUGUGCUGCGCUCCCAGCUUUUCCAGCUGGAUGAGGUGAAGAAGGAGAGGGAGACUUUGGAGGAGGAAAUCAAAGCCGUGACUUUUGACAUGUCCACCACCUUCCUAACAGCGCUCGCCCAAGAUGGUGCCAUCAAUGAAGAGCAGCUGUCGCUCUCCCAGCUCGACAAGUUGUACAACAGCUACAACCAAAGGGUUCAGACCAGCAUCCACACACAGGACAAGCUGCUGGGACAAGUUCAGAUUGCCCACCAGGAGUUCAGCAGUCUGAAGCAGUCCAACACGGAGGCCAACCAGAGGGAGGAGGUCCUAAAGAAACUGGCUUCAGCUCAUGACAGCUACGUUGAGAUCAGCAGCAACCUGCGCGAAGGCACCAAGUUCUACAACGAUUUGACAGAAAUCCUGCUGAAGUUCCAGAACAAGUGCAGCGACAUUGUUUUUGCUCGCAAGACAGAGCGGGAUGAACUGCUCAAGGAGCUGCAGCAGAGCAUCGCCCGUGAGCCCAGUGCUCCAUCCUUCAACGUUCCUGCCUACCAGAGCAACCCCGCUGCCCCCGGCCCAACCCCUGCCCCCAGAACCGUCUUUCAGCCUCAACAAGCCCAGCAGGAGCCCCAGUCAAAGCCCCAACCCCCUUCCAGGCCACCUCCACCAAACAUCACCCCUCAGGCAGCUCCCAUCACUCCCACCAACACACCACCCACUGGCCCUCCUACCAACAACCCACCGCCUGUGGCUCCACCUUCUCAGGCACAGGGACCACCUUACCCCACGUAUCAAGGCUACCCAGGGUACUUCCAGAUGCCUAUGGGCUACAACCCCUAUGCUUAUGGCCAGUACAACAUGCCCAACAUGCCCAACAUGCCCUACAUGCCCUUCCAGACGACCCCAGGACAGGGAGGCUACCCAGGAGCACCUCCACCAGGACAGCCCUACCCAGGCUACCCGCAGCAACCCCCCCAGCAACAGCCCUACUACCCUCAACAAUAACUCUUCUUUCCAUCCCCUUAUUUUUCUUCUCACAUGUUAACACCAAAUAAGAUAUAUCCCUAGCAAUAACACCCCAACUCCAUCACCCCUCCACAUCUUUUUUUAUUCUCUGUCACUAACAGCAGCUACAGAAGCGGAAACCUCCGAGCUGCUUUGCACUUUUUCCUGAAAAUAUUCUAUUAUUUCAUCUUUGAAAAAGCCUUUCUUUUCAUCUAUGUGUUUUGGAUUUUUCCAGCACUUUUCCAAAACCAUCCCAUCUUCCAUCAGUGCACUACUGCCCCCCACCCCCUCCACAGACAAGUUUAUUUUCCUGUACUAAUUUCCUAAUGGUUUUGUUGAUUUGUUUAAUUAAACCCUAUCCUGUCUUCAUUCAUAAUUGACUGCUGUACAACUCUGAGAAUGGCUCUUAAUAUUUUUUCAGUUCUGGGUUGCUUUUGAUGGAUGGAUCGGUGGGUGGUCAUUUCUAUUCAUCCUUCACUGCUUCUUUAUCAAGUACAGUCCUAUUUUUGUACUGAAUACUGAUGCCUCAUUCAUGUAUAAACCUAUAAAAAUAAAUAACUUGUAGGUUUUCUAUUGUAGGUGAUGACUGUUGAGAGUUUUACUCUUUCUCAUUUGUUUUUUGUUUUUGUUUUUGUUUUUUUUCUCUCUCUCUUUCACCCAGGGAACGUGGGGUUAAUUCUGUGUUACAAUCAGAGGCUGUACAAGUGGGAGAAAUUGUUUUAUUAUAUAAAUAUAUGUAUAAAUAAGACUCUGUAUGUGGUUAACCAAGACACUCUGUGUGCUGCACUCUUAUGCUUUGUGUUAUUUUUAUUUUCUUUUAUUUUCUCAGCUCUAAUGUGAUUAAAAAAAAGACAACUGCCAGCCAGA